Messenger RNA from Salvelinus fontinalis (brook trout), 4470 nucleotides. RefSeq names its product gastrula zinc finger protein XlCGF26.1-like. The coding region runs from base 386 to 2155 and encodes 589 amino acids. Gene Ontology annotation, molecular function: DNA-binding transcription activator activity, RNA polymerase II-specific; RNA polymerase II cis-regulatory region sequence-specific DNA binding. The record is from RefSeq and is a predicted model, not a curated record. Lineage: Eukaryota; Metazoa; Chordata; Actinopteri; Salmoniformes; Salmonidae. The transcript has 3 exons. Gene Ontology annotation, cellular component: nucleus. Gene Ontology annotation, biological process: regulation of transcription by RNA polymerase II.
CCCCCGUACUUUCUCAUGGCCCCGCCCCUUUGUUGCUUCUUCUCGAAAGCGUACAGGCCGCUCUUUGAAAAUCUAGUUAGAUAGCUAACUAGAAGACAAUUGGACACUUCGAAAUGAAAACAUAAAACUUGAGCUGGUGACCUCACAAGGAAUUCCCCUCCUGCUCUGGUGGGAGGAAGAAGAUCCAGUGUUAUGAGAACUCAGAACCUGGGAUAACUUGUCUUGGUCUGAGACUCACAAAGCAGCACUUGCUAAAACUCCCAGUGGGAAGAGAGAUCUAGGAGACCUUUGAAUCCAUAUGAAAGGAAAGACACCUCACCCUAUUUUGGACCAAGACACAUUGUAACUAAUCAGAAUAGGAUCAUUAAGAAUCUGCAGGGACAAAAUGGAUCGAGAGAAGGGAAUGUUGAUGGAUGAAAUCGAAAAGGGUUUAUGGAAUUUAACCGAGGACAAUUUACGUUACCUUUGUGAACGUCAUGGACACGGUGGCAAAGAUGGCUUCGAAGUUAAAGGCAUGGAUCACCGCUCGUUGCGGCGUAAAAUCCUGGAGGAAAUGUGGGACAAUACGGAUUCAAUGAAAUCAGAGGAGCAGGGAAUAUCUUGGUUAGUCCAACUGAAGGAGGACAUCAGAAAGAUACAGGAGGAUGCUAGCAGUGCUGAUGAAGAUGAUGCUGUAGACUGUGACGAAGAAUGGAACGGAGAGGGCGGGGUUCAGUUACCUCGCAAUGGGUUGGAGGUGGAGCCCAUGAGUUCCAGCCAAUCUGAUGAUGAUGAUGGCGAUGUAGACUGUGAUGAAGAAAGGGACGAGGAGGUCAGGGAUUGGAUGGCUAGCGAUGGGCUGGAGGUGGAGUUGUCUCCAGAGAGACACACACCAGAGCAGAGAGUGAGAGGGGACAAGCUUCUCCGGCCCCCCUCCACCCUCUCGAAGUCCCCGGGUCGUGCGUCCCGCGGUAGCGCCCUACUGCGCUGUCUGAAGAAGAGGGUGUCUGUGCAGCUAGACGACAGCAAGACAACUCGCACAGGAGAGAAAUCUCACAGCCCGUCUAGUGCUAAACGAUGUACGAAAACUCUCCCAGGAGACAGGCCUAGCUCCCAUAUCUGUGAUCACUGUGGGAAGAAUUUAGGAAGUCAGAAAAGCCUGAAAAGCCACAUGCGCGUUCACACCGAAGAAAAACCUCACGAGUGCUCCGAGUGUGGGGAGACGUUCCGUCUGUUAAGAAGCCUAAAAAAACAUCAGAAACUUCACACUGGUGAGGUUAGAGGGACGAAGAAAGUCAAAGUCCCGCAUCCGUGUCCUCACUGCGGGACGAUGCUAGCUUCAAAGAAAGAAUUAAAGGAUCAUCUGCGAAUCCGCCACACUGAAAAAACUCAGCUCUGCUCUGAAUGUGGCAAGAGAUUCUCUAGCACCUACGCCCUGAGGAAACACCAGAGACUACACACUGGGGAACAGCUCCACCUUUGCCCUGACUGUGGGAAGACCUUCUAUACUCAGGCACACUUGAUAUCUCACCAGAGGGUCCAUGCUGAACACAGGGAAAGGCCGCAUGUGUGUCCCGUCUGUGGGAGGGGCUUUACAGCAGCUUCGUCCUUGAAGUCACAUCAGAGUAUUCACACCGGAGAGAAACCUUACCUCUGCUCUGAAUGCGGGAAGAGUUUCAGAACAUUAGGACACUUCACAACACACCAGAAGCAACAUGUAGAAGCAAAGCCAUCUUUCCCUUGCCCUGUUUGCAAUCAGUGUCUCUCAACAAAGCGAAAUCUUCUAUUUCACCAGAGAAUGCACACGGGAGAGAAGCCUUACCACUGCACACAGUGUGACCGGCGCUUUGUUAAUGAGCAGAAAUUGAAAAGUCAUCAGCGUGUACACACUGGAGAGAAGCCCUACCUUUGCUCCCAGUGUGGGAAAAGUUUUGCUCUUUCACAAAAUCUUAAAAAGCAUCUCAGGGUGCAUUCAGGUGAAAGGCGUUACAGAUGUACCUAUUGUGUAAAGAGUUUCAUUUCUUCAUCUGGUCUGAAAUCACACCUGCAAACACACACUGGAGUGAAACCCUGCCACUGCCCUGAAUGUGGGAAAGGUUUCUCAGAGAAGAGAGCUCUGAAGAAUCACAUGCUCACACACGGGAGAGAAACCGCUCCAACGUUCCAAUGUCUGUGAGAAUGUUACCCAGGAGAUACACACUGGGGUUGAAAAGCAUAAAUAACUGCCAUUAGACUGAGUCGCUCUGGAUAAGACCGUCUGCUAAAUUACUAAAACAUUUUUAAAAUACAACUUAGAUAUAUUGUACACCGCUGCCUUCCCGACUCCCUUGUGAUAGUUCAUUUGUCUUAUUUUCUCUGAAAAGGCUAACUAAGAAACUACCAUAACUAGUUAUUUGGUGUCUGGGUGUUCUGUUUAUGAGUUGUCUGCUUGCUUUGAACUGUUCUAUCUAGCCUGCAUCCAGAACCUGUUUUGUGCUAGUAUCUAUGUGUGUGUGUGUGUAUAUAUGUAUAUAUGACUCACAUUUUGGCAUGUAUUUAACAGUGCAGUACCAAUGUGACCACUAAAAGGACACCACUUGCCUGUUUUUUUAUGUUGUGACGUUGCUUCACUUGUCUUCUACUAUGGUGGGCUCGCGCUAUGGCAGUUUUAGAAGAAGUCUGCCAAGACAACUGUACAAAUCUGAACGAAGCAACUAGAUAAAUACAUUAUGACAUCUUAUUCCCGAGGUAAUGAACACGCUUGCACUGACUUGCCUAGUUAAAUCAAAAAUAUAUAUUUUUGGAUGACGUGAUGAUGUCAUUACUGCUCGCGGCACUCCCUGUACGCAUUGAGUGCUAGUGUGCAUGUGAGUUGGUCCUAAUGAAAAGGCUGCAAUCCGGAGAUAUAUAGUGCGGCAGGUAACCUAGCGGUUAAGAGCAUUGGGCCAGUAACAGAAAGGUCGCUGGUUCGAAUCCCUGAGACGCUUAGGUGAAAAAUCUGCCCUCGAGCAAGGCACUUAACCCUAAUUGCUCCUGUAAAUUGCUCAGGAUUAGAGCGUCUGCUAAAUGUUUUAAAAUGUUUUAUAUGGACCGUCCACAAGUCAGCGUUUUGCGAACGUGAGUAGGUUACGUUGAAAACAACAGUCUUCCAUUUUGAAUGCUGUCUCCAGUUAAUUUAUAGGCCGAGGCUAGGAAUAUAAAGUUUUCACCCCCGCCACCGUCCCUGCCCUGUGGAAACAUAUUUCUCCAAACAAAGGAUACAAAUCAUGUUUUGCGUAUGUGUUUAUUUUACACACGCAUUGAAGUUUCUCUCUUUUAAUCUAUGCUUUACUCCCCCUCUUCUGAACCCUCGACCAAUGUGAUCGACAUGGUGCUGUAGCCUCUGUAUCUGUCUCAUAUAUUUCUGAACAGCUGGAAUAUAUAAACUCUGUGGCGAUUUUGAAAGAAUAUUCCCAAAAUAUAUAUAUGUGAAGGCUAACUGUGUUGUGAGGGCGGAUAUUGCCUUGAAUAAGACGCAGUCUACACGCUGCAUUGGAGCAAAAACGAUCGGCGUUUUCUGUGAUGAUGUCAUCUUCAUAGUUAAACUGCCAUAUAGCCAGAGUUCCUGAACACUAAAUGCGUCCUCCAUAAGCUAGCUAGCUACUGGCAACAUUUAUGUUAUCGCAAUAAAUGAGUUCGUACUAAUAAUAAUAUCCAUGAAUUAAAUGGCAGUUUAGAAGAAGUCUGAAGAAGCAACUAGCUACAUAUGUGUUUAUAUAUUUAUUUAAAGGUCUAGGCUCCAAUUCUUCUGAAUGAGUGUAUCUCUAUCCACUUCUUGUAAUGUGUCAUUGCUUAAUAACUAAUGAAUGAUAUUUUAACAGACCCAUGUUCCACUGUUCCCCGGACGCUGAAGACGUCGAUUUAAAGGCGGCCUCCCCGCACCUCUCUGAUUCAGAGGGGUUGGGUUAAAUGCAUUUCAGUUGAAGGUAUUCAGUUGUACAACUGACUAGGUGUCCCCCUUUCCUUUCCGUUUCCAUAGUAAUGGACCUACAGGUAACAAAGUGUUUUUAAUUGGCUGUUGCAUUUCAGUUGAAGGUAUCCCCCUUUCCCCUGGAAUCCCAGGAGUCAUCUUUUAGUUCUACAUCAAUACAUGCACAAUGCACCAUGUAGAUUAUACUGUUCAUAGUGUAGUUUUUAGCUUACACUGUUCAUAGUGUAGUCUGGAGUUUUUAGCUUACACUGUCCAUAGUGUACAUACUGUAUGUGAAUUGUGUAAAUGCUGCGUGUAUAUCUAGUUUGUUGUCUGUCUGUAGCCUAUAUUCUGUUUGUUGUGUCAGCGCCAUAUCACCGAGUCAAAUUCCUGUACAUGCAAAUGUGUUUGGCGAAUAAAGGUGAUUCUCCGUUCCAUCUGUUGAUUGGAGGGGAAGUUACAGAUGUUGACAUGAUGUCUCACACAGUUGUUCAUCUAAAGUUUCAUUCUGAUAUGUUUUUUUUUUAUGUUUAAAAAUUAAACACGUGUUUUUCAAAUAAUAA